ACAACCGUCUUAAACCCUGAAACCAAAUUCUAAAACCCUUUCUCUGCCUCCCUCGGAGCAGCGUCCGUGGUUUUCCCGUUUCUCUCAUCCCAUGGAUUCAAGUUUCGUAUUCGAAGUCCCCAGCGACGAAGAACCCGAGUACGAACCAGACGAGGAUGAAGAAGAAGAAGGAGAAGGAGAAGGAGCAGCACAGACCGCCUCUCAAUCUCCAUGGGACUUCGCUUCAUACUCCGAGACGGUUGCCGAAGAACACGCUCGUCGAAGCACAACCUCAGUCGAUUUCAAGAUCUCCAAAGCGCUUGAGCAACGUCGUCUCCCAAUCCCCAACCAAGACGAUAGCUCCGAAUCCGAGUCUGACCACCAAGAGGAUUAUACGCCCGAAGACGCUGACGAGGCGGCCAGUGUCGGCGGUGACCGCAAGUCCUUCUUUGCUCCUGCUGAUGGAGCUUCUUUUCAUGCCAAUUCGUUCUUGGAGCUUAACCUCUCUCGACCGUUGCUUCGAGCUUGCGAAGCUUUGGGAUACACUAAACCCACCCCAAUUCAGGCAGCCUGCAUACCAAUAGCUUUAACUGGGCGAGAUAUUUGUGGGAGCGCCAUUACUGGCUCUGGCAAGACGGCUGCCUUUUCCUUACCUACAUUAGAGAGGUUAUUGUUCCGUCCAAAACGUGUGCAAGCAAUCAGGGUCCUUGUUCUUACUCCAACCAGAGAGUUGGCUGUUCAGGUCCAUAGUAUGAUGGAAAAACUCGCUCAAUUUACUGAUAUCCGAUGUUGCCUGAUAGUUGGAGGGCUUUCAUCAAAGAUGCAAGAGACAGCUUUGAGAUCAAUGCCUGAUGUUGUUGUGGCUACCCCGGGACGGAUGAUAGAUCAUUUACGCAAUUCCAUGUCUGUGGAUUUGGAGGAUCUUGCAGUUCUAAUCCUUGAUGAGGCAGAUCGCCUUCUGGAGCUUGGAUUUAAUGCUGAAAUUCGUGAACUGGUUCGCUUAUGUCCUAAACGGAGGCAGACCAUGCUAUUUUCAGCUACGAUGACUGAAGAAGUUGAUGAGCUAGUCAAGCUUUCUAUGACCAAACCAAUGCGCCUUGCUGCUGAUCCAUCCACGAAACGGCCAGCAACAUUGACAGAAGAGGUGGUACGGAUACGGCGAAUGAGAGAAGUAAAUCAGGAGGCAGUUCUUCUUGCAUUGUGCUCCAAGACCUUCACAGCAAAAGCGAUUAUCUUCAGUGGAACCAAACAAGCUGCACAUAGGUUGAAGAUUUUGUUUGGAUUGGCUGGCUUUAAGGCUGCCGAGCUUCAUGGAAAUCUUACACAAGUCCAGCGUCUUGAUGCUUUGGAACUUUUCAGGAAGCAGCAAGUUGAUUUUUUGAUUGCAACAGAUGUUGCCGCUCGUGGACUUGACAUAAUUGGUGUUCAAACAGUUAUAAACUAUGCAUGUCCUCGUGAUCUUACCAGUUACGUUCAUCGUGUUGGUCGUACAGCAAGGGCUGGUAGAGAAGGAUAUGCUGUUACAUUUGUAACUGAUAAUGAUAGAUCUCUCUUGAAAUCUAUAGUGAAGAGAGCUGGUUCAAAGCUGAGGAGCCGAAUUGUUGCAGAGCAAUCUAUAAUUAAGUGGUCUCAUAUGAUUGAACAAAUGGAAGAUCAAGUUGCUGCCAUUCUCCAGGAAGAGAGGGAAGAGAGAAUCCUCAGAAAAGCUGAAAUGGAAGCAACAAAGGCUGAAAACAUGAUUGCCCAUAAGGAUGAUAUCUACUCACGCCCUAAAAGAACCUGGUUUGCAACAGAAAAGGAGAAGAAGUCUGUGGCAAAGGCAGCAAAGGAUUCUCUAGAAAAGGAAAAUGGUUCUGGGAAUAAUGUAAUCAGUGCCCAACAAGCUGAAGACCUCAAAAUGAAGGAAAAGAGGAAAAGAGAACGAGAGAAAAAUUUGCCACGGAAGAAGCGGCGAAAACUGGAAGCAGCUAGAGAGAGAUUGGAGGAUGAAAAUCAAAUUGACAAGUUAAAAGAAGGGGGCAGGGAAAAUAAGAAAGAAAAGGCUGGAAGCUCACUUGUAGGCAUAGGUUAUAGACGGGCAAAAGCAGUGAAGGCUGUAAAGAAGGCACAGGAUGCUGGAAAGAUUGGGAGGAAGGCCAAUAAAAAAUCAGAACGGCCUUCUCAAACAAAUCAAUCAAGGUCAGAAGAGAUGCAGGAGCUGUUCCAGAGUGACAUGAGUGAGAGAAAGCAGAAAAGAAGCAUGCGUGGUGCUGGAAAGAAAAAGUCCAAGAAUUCAUUUAAAAGCAAGUCACGAUACAAGCGCAAGUAACAGUAUCAAGUUUUUGGUCCUACGGAUGCUGUAAAUUAUCAUCUUUAAAGGGAAUGGGUCCAAUGGAACAUUUGGUGGGCGCUACUGCUCUGACCUGUUCAGCCAUAUAUCACACAUUCUUCUGAGCCUGAAAUUCUUGAGUCUGGUCAAUCCUAACCAAACCUGAUAGUGUCAGUUGGGUUCCCAUGUGGUGUUUAGGCUCAAUUUUCACCUUGUUCUGGGUUCCUCAUCACACUCCUCCUGAAGUUUGUACUCUAUGAAGUCAAGAUUUUUUCAUAUCUGAUUAUUGGUGAAUUUUGAAUUAUUUGUUCAAACAUUUGGGUUAUUAUCUCAUACUCGUUCCCAUGAGUUUUGUGUCUCCUGAAUGUAAUCUCUUCAUAUUAUCAGUGAAUUUUGAAUUAUUUAUGAUGCCA
Vitis riparia (riverbank grape) is the source of this 2700-nucleotide messenger RNA. RefSeq names its product DEAD-box ATP-dependent RNA helicase 28. Gene Ontology annotation, molecular function: RNA helicase activity; nucleic acid binding; ATP binding. The transcript has 19 exons. The record is from RefSeq and is a predicted model, not a curated record. The coding region runs from base 92 to 2287 and encodes 731 amino acids. Lineage: Eukaryota; Viridiplantae; Streptophyta; Magnoliopsida; Vitales; Vitaceae.